AUUAAUUCUUGGUGCCCACUAAUACAUUGGACGUUGGAUUCUUGUUGCCCACUAAUAUAUUGGACGUUGAAUUCAUUCUUGGUGCCCACUAAUAUAUUGGACGUUAGGCUUGUUCUUGGUGUAAUAAUACAUUGGACGUUGGAUUUAUUCUUGGUUCCCACUAAUAUAUUGGACGUUGGGUUUGUUCUUGGUGCUCACUAA
Messenger RNA from Racocetra persica, 201 nucleotides. The record is from the annotation of a GenBank genome assembly. NCBI's taxonomy places the organism in Eukaryota, Fungi, Glomeromycota, Glomeromycetes, Diversisporales, Gigasporaceae.